AUGGGCGCAACUGGUUCGGAGUUCGUCCCAGACUCGGAGGAUGAUAGUGGCGACGACGGCCUCUUUCCGGACGACUCCGAGGAGGUGCAGUUCGUGCCGGAUUCAGCGAUUGGCGCAGAGGAUGAAUUUGUUCCUGAUUCUAUCGGCGAGGUUGAUGUGGAGGAGGUGGUUGUAGCUCCGGCAGGAUCUGUUGUUGGUGCUCAACUAGAUGAAAAUGAGGCCGGCGACGAUGACCUGCUGCGAGCGCCCGAUCUAGGCGGCCAGGGGGAGCACAAUCCGCCCCCUUCACCAGAGCAGCAGGAGGAGGAGGAGCCGGCGACGUCCGCCACGGGGCCAAUCCCCGCCGUGCCCCUUCGCACGAGGCCGCCCAGCACCACGGCGACUUCGGCGCCCAAGGGCACAAAGCGAGCCGGCUCCACCGCCGCCUGGGAGGCGAAGGCGAAGAAGCAGCGCCGGCAGCAGCCGAAGAAGGUUCCGGAGCAGGCCGGGGCCCCUAUCAAGUUUGCCCAGGGCGGCGGCUCCCGGCAAGCUCCACGCGUUGUGUCGCCGCUUCCGCGCCAGAGGAGGGAGCAGACGCCGCAGCCUUCCUCGCGCGCACCUACGCCGCCGCCGCCUGCGGGUACUCCGCCUCCCGCAGGGGCACCUUCCUUUGCCGUGCCGCCGGCCUCGGCGCCCGAUCGCGGCACGCUGUGA
This is a messenger RNA of Lolium perenne, 693 nucleotides long. The record is from RefSeq and is a predicted model, not a curated record. Lineage: Eukaryota; Viridiplantae; Streptophyta; Magnoliopsida; Poales; Poaceae.